CUAUCUAGCAGCUUGACGUACUCACCUUCUCGGCCCCAACAAUGGUCAAGAUUUUGCGCUCUCUCCUCAUCCUUGCCACCGCAGCAUUAGCAGUCGCGGAGACGCCAACACAGCGUUGUUCUGGCUACAACCAACUCGUUCAGUGCUGUGAGAAUGUCGUCAUCACAAACAAGGCUCCCCUCGCAGCCUUGAACGUCGACGCUGGACCGCUAGACCCCUCCAAGUAUGUCGGACUUGGGUGCAGUUUACCCAGAAUUGUUAUCGCCCAGUCUGCCGUUAGCUGGUAUGUCUUCCACCUCCUGCAGUUGAGAUCGAGUACUGAACACGUUAAUGUAGUUCAAGCCCCAGUGCCACGGAAUUGUGCUGCAGUACUAACAUCUUUGUUGCGAACGAUGGAACGUUCACCGCAGUGAACUGUACAAUGGCCGCAAUCUGAGCUUGAGGUGGUAUUCGGAGGUCCGGUACCUCAGUGCAGUCGGUUCGUUGUCCUCCAGUAUAGGGUGUAACUUUGAGAAUAGCGGGCUCGUACGACUGUUUUCUUCUAGCGAAAUAGAUGUGAC
This is a messenger RNA of Desarmillaria tabescens, 560 nucleotides long. RefSeq lists its product as uncharacterized. Bases 42 to 413 code for a protein of 123 amino acids. NCBI's taxonomy places the organism in Eukaryota, Fungi, Basidiomycota, Agaricomycetes, Agaricales, Physalacriaceae. The record is from RefSeq and is a predicted model, not a curated record. The transcript has 2 exons.